AUGACAGUUAGAAGCACGCGGUCGCCGCGGUCGAUCUUCUUCAUGUGCCAUCUUCUAAUGAAGCCGCAAACGUUGUUCAAUGACAAAGGCAAGUACCCGACACUGACUCGCAUGUCAUACUGCCAGUGCCGGCUGCCGACGGUCUUCACCAGCGUGUUCGAGAGGUUCGGCUGGGCGCACGUGGCGCUGCUCCUGGAUAAGUCCGAUCUGUUCUCCCUUACCGUUGGUAAAAGUCUAGAAUGGGGCCUGCGAAAGAAAGGUUUUCUAAAGGCAGUAAGGGAGCUCGACGGCAACGAGAGAGAAUCCUGCGAGGCCUUGCUUCAAGACGUCAGCAUGUAUGCUAGAGUGGUGAUUCUCAGUGUUCGAGGACCGCUCGUCCGCGAGUUCCUGCUAGCAGCUCACUCCUUGGGUAUGACGCGAGGCGACUGGGCCUUCCUCGACGUUGAGAUAUUCCAGGGCGGAUACUGGGGCGAGACAGGAUGGGCUGCAGGUGACGAGCACGACGCGGCGGCGCGCGCAGCUUACGAGGCGCUUCUAAGGGUGUCUUUAAAGUUACCCACGGGUGACAAAUUUGAUGACUUCGCCGACAAAGUCAAAGCUCGAGCCAAGGAUCACUAUAACUACAGCUUCUCUGAUGGGGAGGAGGCGAUGGAAUCGAAACAGAAGCAGACUUCCUCCACCAUCUUCGCCUUGGACGAGGCCAUCACUCGUCUCUUCUCUCAGCGAACGAGAGACAAUACCAUGCUAAAGCUACUGAUGGAUGCGGCACGUAUCGUUUGCGAUUGCCAGUACAAAGAGUCGUUAACUAGACGAGGAUUCAUUCUCAGCGGCGUGAAGAAAGAAAUGAAAGAACAGAUGAAAGACACAAAGAUCGACAAGUUCCUGUUCGGAAAAAACCUAUCGGAAACUUUAAAAGCCGCUAAGGCGAUUCAAAAGACCAGUUCAGGGACCUUAAGCCUACCCCGGCGAAGAAGGCGACUUCAAAGAAUUCCACAAGUUUCAACGCUAUUUUCACACCGGCAAGCUCGAAUUGACGCCGAGCUAAACAACAUGGCUUGGAGAGUACGACCCGAGGAGGUGUUGGUGGAAGUAGGUACUGGACUUGGCGCUAGUCCCGCACUGCACAGCAUUAACGAGGUUCUUAAGUUAUCUCUCGGUUGGAGUGCCCGCAGCAGCUCCGGGACAGUUUCUGGAGUGGGGAGCACUCCUUCACUCACCCUCUCUUCGUUCACCGUCGGCCUCUACAAGGGAAAUCGUGUGGCCGUCAAGAAAAUACAUAGGAAAAAAUUAGAUUUGAACAAGAAACUUCUAUGGGAAAUUAAACAGGCACGCAAUGUAUCUCAUGAGAACACCGCACGCUUCAUUGGCGCGUGUGUCGACUGCCCAUUGGUGUUUGUGCUCACCGAAUACUGCCCCAAAGGUUCGCUAAAGGACGUGCUGGCCAACGAGGAGUUGCAGCUCGAUUGGAACUUUAGAACUUCGCUUGUUCAUGACAUAGUCCAGGGCAUGUGCUACCUGCACGGUGGACUUGGUGCUCACGGCAAAUUGCGGUCUUCGAACUGCCUCAUCGAUGGCCGCUUCGUCCUCAAGAUAUCCGACUAUGGUCUACACACGCUGUGCACGCCCACGGAUUUGAUUAAGGACGAUACUUAUUAUUAUAAGCUACUUUGGACAUCGCCGGAGCUUGUCCCCGGGAGUAUAUACCCAGGAGCAGUGGCUUCUCUUAAAGGAGACGUGUACAGCUUCGGCAUCAUUCUGGAAGAAAUAGUAGUGAGAGCUGGGCCUUUCCAUCACUUUACUUCCACUAUGUCAAACGAAGAAAUAGUAUCAAGAGUAUGUGCUCGAGAAACGCCCCCCUUUCGACCAGUGGUAGGGGUAAAUGAAGUGGGAGCGGGGACCGGUGGUGCGGGCGCAGGAGCAGCAGGGGAACUACUGGAGCUAGCUGCCAAAUGCUGGGCAGAAUGUCCUGAUGACAGACCUACUUUUGAUACUAUCAACGCUAAUUAUAUCAAGGGAUAUUGUGAUAAUCUGAUGGACGAUCUGCUACGACGAAUGGAACAAUACGCUAACAAUUUAGAAUCACUGGUUGAAGAGAAGACUGAACAAUUAUCUUUGGAAAAACGACGUUCAGAGGAGUUAUUGUAUCAGGUGCUUCCAAGGCCAGUAGCUCAACAACUGAUGGCAGGUGAAAUGGUGCAACCCGAGAGUUUUGAGUGCGUGACAGUGUACUUUAGCGAUAUUGUGGGCUUUACGGAACUCUGCGCAGCAUCCACGCCCAUGCAAGUCGUGGACUUGCUAAACGAUUUGUACAGCACAUUUGAUAGAAUUAUUGGGUUUUAUGAUGUUUAUAAGGUGGAAACCAUCGGUGACGCAUAUAUGGUGGUAUCAGGACUACCUCAACGGAACGGCGAUCAACACGCUCGCGAGAUCUGCCUAAUGGCCUUAGCUGUUGUGGAGGCUGUUCGCAGCUUCGUUGUCCGACAUCGCCCGACGCAUCGAUUGGAGGUACGAGUUGGUGUCCAUUCGGGUCCGGUGUGCGCGGGGGUGGUUGGUGUGAAGAUGCCUCAUUAUUGCCUCUUUGGUGACACUGUUAACACCGCCAGCCGCAUGGAGUCUUCAGGACAACCACUAAGAAUACACCUCAGCGAAAGUACAAGGGUGCUGCUCCAGCAGUGGGGUACAUUCGCCGUCGAGCGCCGAGGCGAAGUGGAACUCAAAGGCCGCGGUCGGAUGCUCACACAUUGGCUACUCCAUUGUUCGGAAACGGAAGCGGUUUUGUCCCAAGGACCUGUACCUUCGCAACAAUAUCCAAUAUUAUUCCCUGCCUUGCCACAAGCUAUGUCAAUUCAUGCUCCGUAUUUGGUAGUGGAAACACCAACUCUGGCUGCCUGAUUGGAGGAGAAUGCCAGACCUGAUGAAGAUGAGGGAUAGUUAAUGAGGCAUCAGGAUGGAUGUUUAUAGAUUUA
Messenger RNA from Hyposmocoma kahamanoa, 2966 nucleotides. Its product is annotated as atrial natriuretic peptide receptor 1-like. The record is from RefSeq and is a predicted model, not a curated record. Gene Ontology annotation, molecular function: guanylate cyclase activity; ATP binding; protein kinase activity. Bases 1 to 2892 code for a protein of 963 amino acids. The transcript is spliced from 17 exons. Lineage: Eukaryota; Metazoa; Arthropoda; Insecta; Lepidoptera; Cosmopterigidae. Gene Ontology annotation, biological process: intracellular signal transduction; cGMP biosynthetic process; receptor guanylyl cyclase signaling pathway.